AUGGGACAUCAGGAUAAAACUAGUAGCGACGCCCAUGACGAAGAUGACACUCUAGGCCAAAGCAAAACAGUGAGGGAAAUAAUGACUGAAAAAUUGAAGGAUGUGAAAGGAAUUCUGACAGCUUGUAUUGGGAGAGUGAAUGUUGUCGAUAGAGAAAAGGAACGAACAAUGAAAGAAAAGGAAAAUUUAAGAAGCCAAGCUUUGGAAAGAUACGCAACAGAAUUACAAGUAGAGCUGGAUACAAUACGAUUCGAGUUUGAGAGAAAGAAUAUGUUGGUGGAAGAGUUAAAACGACAAUCCCUCGACAGGAAAAAGGAUCAAGAUACGAUCAAGACUCUUAGGGAGUGUUUAGAAUUCAAAGAUGCUGAAAUGAGAGAAUUGCAAAGUCAACUAGCUUCUAAUUCCUUGAUUGGAUAUAACAGUGAGGCUGCUAAAUCGAGAAUGCAAAAUUUGAUAGCUACAUUAAUGAAAGACACGGAAGAAUGCAAGAGAAGAAAUAUGGAAUCACAACAUAGGCUCGAAAAGAGACUGCUCGAAUGGCAACAAGUGAAGGAAGAAAACAAAAAGCUAAGAUUUAGAGUUUCUGACCUUCAAGAAACAAUUCACAGACAAAUGAACGAUCUUCACAUCUCUUUAAUGCAUAAAGAGCAAAAAUUGAAUGCUUGGAAGUCUAAAGUCGCAGAGUUGGCUUCUGAUAAUAACGAAAUGCGAUAUAGAGCUGCGGGCUUUUUACUUUCUCUAGUGAGUGAACAAGAUAAUAGAGAUACAGAACUAUUAUUGAAAUAUGAGGAAACUAAGAGAAAUCUACACUUUUCUCAAAUGGAAAAUAACGAGCUUCGAUUGGAAAUUCAAAAUUUGAAAGAUGUCCUCCAAUACACAGAUGUACAUACAACCAAACAAACAAUGGACAUGUUAAGAGAUAAGAUACACCAAAUGGAAAUUGAAUGCUCAGUAGAUAGAGUUCUGGAAUACCAGAACACCAUAACCAAUCUAAGUUCCAAAGUUUCAGAAUACGAGAGAAUGCAAGGUCUCUAUAUCCAAGAAUUUAGUAGAUUGAAAAAGUUGAAUACUAAAUUCAAUGAGGGAGCAUGUAUUGGAACAUUGGAACGUAAAAUUCAACUCUACGAAAAGAAGAUUGAGAGUUUGGAAAAACACAUUGACCAAGCUUUUGUGGAAAGAGAGUCUGCCAUUUCACCAAUUCUGCCCUCCUCACAGAUGCAAUUGUUGAACCCUUCAAAUCCAUUAAGUGCUAUUCAACGAGUUGAGCUGAAAGAAACUACUCCAAAUAUCAUACCAAAACCUCUUUCUUCCUAG
Naegleria gruberi is the source of this 1314-nucleotide messenger RNA. RefSeq lists its product as uncharacterized. Bases 1 to 1314 code for a protein of 437 amino acids. The record is from RefSeq and is a predicted model, not a curated record. The transcript has a single exon. Lineage: Eukaryota; Heterolobosea; Eutetramitea; Acrasida; Naegleriidae.